UCAGAAUUGCGUGAUAUAAAGUCGCAAUUGCGAGUUAUAAAGUCAGGUUUGUGAGAUAAAAAGUCAAAAUUGUGAGGUAUAAACUCGUAAUUUUGACUUUGCUCGCAUUUCAUUCACCACUCAAGUCAAACACGGGACGCUGAACAUAUCAUUUUAUAGCAUUUAGAAUGGAAAAGAUUAUAGAGGAUUAUUUUCGCCUCGGUUUCACAAAUAGAGAAAUCUUGAUUUUAUUGGAGGAAUCACACAACAUUAAGCUUAGUCUCCGGACUCUUGAGAGAACAUUAUGCAGGAAUCAGUUGUGGCGGAGACGCAACAAAACGGACGAGGCUGAAGUGGCACAUUUUAUACACCAGCAGCUUCAGACAUCGGGACGGCAACAUGGUUAUCGAUGGAUGCACCAGAAAUGUUGGUUGUCCGGAAUUAUUACUGACAGAGAAACUGUCCGUCAGUUGAUGAGACUGUUAGAUGGACAAGGAGUUGAUCUACGUGCUCAUGGUCGUCUACGCAGACGCGUAUAUAACAGUCGCGGGCCAAAUUAUGUUUGGCAUAUUGACGGGUACGACAAAUUAAAACCUUACGGAAUAUGUAUAAACGGAUGCAUUGAUGGAUUUUCCAGAAAAAUGAUCUGGCUUGAAGCAUACAAAACGAACAAUGACCCACGAGUAAUUGCAGGUUAUUUUGUACAUGCUGUUGCUGAGAAUAACGGAUUUCCACAAAGAAUUCGCAUUGACCACGGAACUGAAAAUACUCAUAUAGCAGAGAUGCAAACAUUUUUCAGAAACACUGCAAGUGCAGAAUGUGUCACUCUUGGUCCAAGCACUGGGAACCAGAGAAUUGAACGAUGGUGGUCCACUUUGAGAAGCCAGUGCAUACAGUUUUGGAUGGAUCUUUUUGAACAAUUAAAAGAAGACGGACAUUUUGUUGACACUUUCAUUGAUAAAUCUCUCAUCCAGUUUUGCUUCCAACAUUUUAUUCAGGAAGAGCUUGAUGAAAUUGUCAGUGCCUGGAAUUCCCACAGGAUACGGCCAACUCACAACCCACGUGCUCCCAGUGGUCGACCUUCAAUAAUGUUUGCUGUUCCCAGCUUAUAUGGAGUGCAGAAUUUCUUGCAUCCAAUUGAACAAACAAAACUGAAUAUUUGCCAAGAGGAGUGUUUAUUUAAAGACUAUCCUUGUGACGAGGAUGUCUUUCAACUGUGUGUAGAACUCAUGACUGAGCAUAACCUUGUCAUGUCAGAUGAUGUUUAUGAAAUUACAGACCUUUACCUCCAGCUUCGCGAAUUGAUCCUUCAAGGACUGGACGCUGAGGACUAGAUUCACCAUUCUAAAUUAAUAAACAUCACUAUAAGCUGUGAAGUGUUGAAUUGCAGCCUUAGCACCACAUUACUCUUCCUACCCCCCUUGGACCACUAGAGAGAACACUGGAGUGGCACACGCCCAUCUCCUUGAAGUUCACUCUGAGGUCACAGCCAUUCAUGAGGCAACAGAGUAUCAACGGCUUCACUGGAGCUUCUAGCAUGCUGUGAAAUUGAUAUCUUGUUAUCUGUUUAUUUUCAGAGUUAUAACAUGGCAAAAGCACAACCAUCAGAAUAAGAGGCAUAGAUGUAAUUAUAACACUUAGAAUUUUUUUCAAACAAUUGUAAAAAGUUUGCCUUAUUUUUUAUUUUAUUUUUCCAGCCACAGUAAUUUACAUGCAUGAUUUAUUGCAUUGCAUUAUACUGUCAAUACUUCAAACUUGAAUACAAAUGAAGUGCAGCAAGCCUUUUUAGAUGGACAAGUCAAGACAAUGUUUUGAACCUAAAAACUAAUGUAUUUAUGGCUUGAAACUGUUCAAAUUUGAUGGAUUUCUCUUCUGUUUAACAUUGACUUUCAAGACUUUAAAGGGGCAGGGGACUGAAAAUAUGAACAAAAAUGGGUUUAUAGGUAAAUUGAUGUUAUUUGUAUUAUCCCUGAAAUAAAUUAUUAAGAACUGAAUUUCUUAUGGUAUUUAGAUUAUUAACUGUAACCUUGUUGUGGUACAUUGCUCAAAACAAAACCUUAAACUUUCUUCUCAGAAUG
This is a messenger RNA of Pimephales promelas (fathead minnow), 2057 nucleotides long. NCBI's taxonomy places the organism in Eukaryota, Metazoa, Chordata, Actinopteri, Cypriniformes, Leuciscidae. The record is from RefSeq and is a predicted model, not a curated record.